This is a messenger RNA of Anoplopoma fimbria (sablefish), 2390 nucleotides long. RefSeq names its product V-set domain containing T-cell activation inhibitor 1-like. Lineage: Eukaryota; Metazoa; Chordata; Actinopteri; Perciformes; Anoplopomatidae. Bases 532 to 1059 code for a protein of 175 amino acids. The transcript is spliced from 5 exons. The record is from RefSeq and is a predicted model, not a curated record.
UAUUAGUGCUGAUGAUGGUUCUCUGCGGGGUUUCUGUGGAUAACGGCGGCAGAGACGGACAGAGGUGCUGUGAGAAUAAAAGAGUUAAAAUGUCUGAGUGAAGCUGAACGCAGCAGUCACGUGGCAGGCGCUCCUCCUCCUCCUCCUCCUCCUCCUCCUCUUCCCUCCUCCUCCUCCUCCUCGGUGGAUGGUAAACAACAGCAGACGGUCCUGCCCGGUGCUGCUCUCCUCCGCAGACAUGUCGUCCUCAGCUGUCUCCUGUCUCCUCACCGCCAUCCUGCUCUCUGCGGCCGAAGGUUUUUGGUUUACGGGACAUUAGAACGCCGACUGUUACCAGGCAACCGAAGUGCAUGAAGAGCGACGAGCCGGAGCUGCAGCAAACAAAUGAGAGUAUUGAUCAUGCAAACAGAGCGAGCACUGCGGAGUCAUCGACACCUCGCCCACUGACACAAACAUGGAGCGCUGAGUCAUGCGUCAGUUCCUCAUGUGACCACGGAUCAUCAGAUAAAAUGAGUUUCAUACCCACAGGAGAUGAAGCUGAAGCCGGAGCAGGACGCCGCUCUGCAGUGCCAGUCUCACACUGAUGACAUCAUCACCCUGCUGGACUGGAACAGACCAGACCUGAAGUCCGGCGGCUACGUCUUCUUCUACAGAGACGAGCGCUCGUAUGAGGAGUACCAGCAUCCUCGGUACCGCGGCCGCGUGGAGCUCAGAGACCCGGAGAUGAAGAACGGAGACGUUACUGUUCUUCUGAGGAACGUCAGCGACCUCGACACCGGAACGUACGAGUGUCGGGUCAAAACCAGCAAAACACCACCCAAUGAGACGACUCCGUCCGAGAUCAAGUGCCUCAUCCACCUGACGGUCACUGACUCAGGCCACCCUUCUGGAAACGAGGACGGAUAUCGUGAACUCGUCGUUGGUCUCUCGGUUUUCGGAGUUCAUCUCGGUGUGUUUUUUCUUGUUGUUGUUGGAUUCAUGAUUUUUAGAAAAGGUAAAGGAUUCAAAAAGAAUAAUCUAUACGAUCCUCCUGUGAACGAAGGUGAUCCGGAGACCUGAGGAGUCUCAGGUACCUUUACUCCUGAUGGUGUUUGUGUGUUUUGCUGCCGUCACCGAACGGUGAAGGAAAGUCUUUAAAGGGUCGUUACAUUCAAAUUAUCAGCUUCAAAAGAUCAACAAACAUAUUCAGAAUGUAAACAGAGAACAGGUAGAUGAUACGUAUUCAGACUGAUGAGGAAGCAGGUGAACAUCUGGAGCUUUUAGCAGCCAAAGAGACAGAUGUUCCCCUGAGGAGGUGGAGGAGACCAAAAACAGAGAUAAAAGAGAGAGAGUUCUGGACUGACUCAUUAAGAAACAUCAGCAAAUGUUUGCUUCGUUUAAUCUAUCAAUUUAAGAGACGAUGAUGUGUUAAUGAUAUCAAUGAAAAUCAGUUAAUGAAGAUUAAUAACACUAAUAUGAUUUAAUAAUCUUAUUAAUGCAAUUAUUAUUAAGAUUAAUAAUUGCAUCUCUACUUUAAGAGAGCGAUAGCUUCCAUAAAGUCAACUGGACAUAAUAAGUAACAAAAUAUAAAACAGCAUCGUCUGCAUAGAAAUGCAUUUUAAAUGUAUAAUUGUAGUCACCUGGAUCAACUAUGGAUCAAUACAAUGACAAGAUGAUAUCGAUAAAUGUCUAAAAAGAUAAAUGAAUGAUAAAAUAGACAAAUAAAAUCACCUUUAGCAUUCCGUAUUAUGAAUGUAUUUAUUAUAAGUCAAAUAAGACAAAUGAAUGUAAUCUAGUGCAAUAUCAUAAAUAAUAUUACAAUAAAAGACAGAAUAUAUAAACUGUUACAUAUAUUUAACCAUCUGAUUAAAUAUAUUUAUCUUUAUGUUUCUAACAUCAGAAUUUUAUAUCGGCAACAUUCCAUAGAAUACAUUUUGUUUAUAUUCUAAAUGUUUUAGCGAUAUUUUUUUCGUGUUUUACUUCCUUGUGACAUUUUUCUAAAGAGCUUCUCUUGUUACCAUGACGCCGGCUCAUCGAUCGCUGUGAUUGGUUAGAAAGAGAAGUGAUGCAGAGACGAGUGAGAGCCUGAAAAACGUGAAAUAGAUAAAAAGUGAAUGAAACUUUAUUCAUUUCAGGAGGACACACGAUCACAUCAGGAGUAAAGACGGCGUCCAUUUUUAUUUUAUCAGCUUCUGCAUCGAAAUGUUCAUAACAAUAAUGAAAGAAAGCUCGUUAAUAAUCUCAGAAUAAGUUCAGUGUCGCUGCAUGAAAUCAAUAAAUAAUACAGAGAUGAUUGUUUGGAUCAGAUCUGAGGUUUCUUCUGUCUUUUUGCAUUUUAAUUGUAAGUUUUUAUGUUUAAACGCACUUUAUUUCCCCUCGAUAAGCUUUGUGAAGAUAAUAAAUAUUUUGUA